CUCAACUCUAUGUUGAUGACUUUUGAUGACAAGAUGGCUCUCGGUGCUAAUCUUAUUUUGCUACACGGAACGUGAAUGGAUUUAAGGUAUUUUAAAAACUAAGGAUCACAAAUCUGGAAAUGGAUUUUGAUAGAAAAGAUGGAUUUAGUUAUUUAGAUGGCAUACCUAUGAAAAUUUCUGCAAAGUUUAUACCUCCACGCCCAGUUGCUCUCCCUAUAGCUUUUGAUGCAGAGUUACCACCAGAUUUACUAGCUGAGCAGUAUGACUUUUCAUUGGAGAGAAGGGUUUUGGAAUCCGAGCAAAAACGCCAGUCAGAACUUGAAGCUGCCAAAUCAAAAUCAAUGCCUCAAGAUGCCUCAGCAAGAUUUGAAAGUAUGUCGAAUAGUUCUCACCUGGGUGGUAUAAAACAAGCAGCAAAGUCAGGAUAUGAUACUGUAUUAAAAACAAAUUCUAAUGCCCUCCCUUGGCACUCUAAUUCUAUUUUACAGCCUAAGCUACAGCAAGUGAAGGAUCAAGUUACCAUUCUAGAUGCUGAAGACAAAUCUAGAAAAAUUAAUUUGUCAGAUUUUGAAAAUGCUAGUUCAAGUCCUUUUGAUUACAUGGAACUGCAAACAAUAAAUGAUUUUGAAGAACUUAGUAGUGUUUUUCAAGACUUGACUAACAAAUCUUCAGAUAAAUUACCAGUGGAAAAUCUUGCCCAAGAAGAUGUUGUAGAAGAAAAAAGUGAACCUUUGAGCAGUGUUUCAAAAUCUAUCAGUUUUCCUCUUUCUCAAAACAUUAAUAACAAAGAUAAAAUUACAAGUAGCUGUAGUAAUAACUUUCUACUUGGAGCUGUGACAGGAUCUGAACCAAAACCUGCGUUUCAAAACGAUCAAUCACAACCAUAUCCUUUUGUCUCAGAUCAUGUUGGACACCUCAACUCAUUUGAUGAAAGACUGAACUUUCCCAGUAAUUCCUCAAGGUUUACUGCACUAUCUGAAGUGCCUUACAUUUCGUCGCAUGGUUUGAGACACAUGAGUGAAACUUCUGGUGAUGACACAUCAUCAGGGAGGACUGUGUUGCGUGGGUGUAAAAGUUAUUCAGACAUUCAUAAUUUGUCGGAUGUUGCUACGAAUAUCUGUUCUGAACCAGAACGCUCUCGAACGCCGCCUUCUAAUAUGUUUACAACUAAAGUAGUUGAGUCAUCAAUACCAUCAGUUAAGGAAAAUGGUGCUCAUCCACAGAAUUCCCAUUGUGAUCAAUCUGCUAUUCCUACUAAUGGUGAUUUAAAUUGUGAUAAAUCUUCAAAUUCUCUUGGUUUACCAGAUCCUUAUGAUGAAUUAGAAGAAUCUGCUCAAGUUGUUGUUGAUUCUAUUACAGACAUGGGCUUUUCAAGGGGUCAAGUUUCUCGAGCUGUUAAACAUUUGGGUAUUGAUGAGAAAAAGGUUGUUGAUCACCUUUGUCAAAUCCAAAGUUUUGUAGAAUCAGGUUAUGACAGUUUAGAAGCAGAAGCAGCUCUUCACCUAAAUGAUUACAAUAUCGAUGAUGCAAAAACAUUCAUGGAUCUUGUCAACAAAUUUCAAGACUUAGGAUUUGAAAAAGUUGCCAUACGAAAGGCCUUAGUUCAGAACAAGAAUGAUUGGAACAAAACAAUAGAUACUUUGUUGACAUGAUAAUUAUUAAUUUGCUUAAAUUUUCUACUCCUGUGAUUUAUACUAUACAAGAGGAAACCACUCCUAAAUGUAUGGCUUAUUAUUUGAGUUUGACAGCACGUGGAAUAUUGAUGAAUUUAUUGGUGAAUAUUUCAUCUGUGUCACAUCAUAUGGACUUAUUGUUAAAGUUUCUGUUAGCUUUAUUUAUACUUGAGUAGUGAUUGUAUAUAUAUUAAGAAGAAAUAAACUUUUUUAUUUUCA
Messenger RNA from Uloborus diversus, 1892 nucleotides. RefSeq names its product ubiquitin-associated protein 1-like. Gene Ontology annotation, cellular component: ESCRT I complex. Gene Ontology annotation, biological process: ubiquitin-dependent protein catabolic process via the multivesicular body sorting pathway. The record is from RefSeq and is a predicted model, not a curated record. The transcript is spliced from 7 exons. Gene Ontology annotation, molecular function: ubiquitin binding. The coding region runs from base 120 to 1652 and encodes 510 amino acids. NCBI's taxonomy places the organism in Eukaryota, Metazoa, Arthropoda, Arachnida, Araneae, Uloboridae.